GGGUGAGGCAGAGAGAUGAGAUGGACCAAACCCCCCCAGCGUGCUCCGAGUAUCUGGUCUCAGGGAUCCGAACCCCCCCAGCGAGGAGGAACAGCAAGCUGGCCACCCUGGGCCGGAUCUUCAAGCCCUGGAAAUGGAGGAAAAAGAAGAAUGAAAAGCUGAAGCAAACGACGUCAGCGCUGGAGAAGAAGAUGGCCAGCAGGCAAGGCCGGGAGGAGCUCAUCAAGCAGGGGCUGCUGGAGAUGAUGGAGCAGGAUGCUGAAAGCAAAGUGUGCAGCCCCAGUGGAGGCCCCCGAUCCACACGGAGCGAGCCAUCCACGCCCAAGCAGGAGGCCGAGGCUUCAGAAGAUGUCCAGCUGGAAAGCCCCUCGGCCACUGGGACAAAUCAGGCUUCCCUGGAUGAGCCUCGGUCCUCAGACACCCUCUCAGACGAUGCAGCCAAGUUGCCUUCUGCAUCCAGUGGGGACGAAGCAGACGCCGGCAGCCUCCUGCCCACCCCUGACGAGCUCCCUCACGCCUUAUCUGGGUCAGGCUCCUUGGACAGCCCUCCCAGAGCCCUGGAGAGAUGCGUGGGCCAGCUCCCCAGUCCCCCGCUGCUGCCCACGCCACCGCCCAAGGCAAGCUCCAAAACCGUGAAAAACGUCACAGGCCAAGCCACACUCUUCCAAGGUCCCGCGGUGAAGAGCACGGACCCAGCCCUCCGAGGACAGCUGUCCACACCCACGGGGUCCCCACACCUCACCACCAUCCACCGGCCACUGCCGCCCAGCCGUGUCAUAGAGGAGCUGCACAGGGCGCUGGCCACGAAGCACCGCCAGGACAGUUUUCAAGGGCAGGAAAGCAAGGGGUCUCCCAAGAAGCGGGUGGAUGUCCGUCUCUCAAGAACAUCCAGCAUGGAGCGGGGCAAGGAGAGGGAGGAGGCGUGGAGCUUUGACGGGGCCUUGGAGAACAAGCGGACUGCGGCUAAAGAGUCUGAGGAGAACAAGGAGAACUUGAUCAUGAAUUCUGAACUCAAGGACGACUUGCUUUUAUAUCAGGACGAAGAGGCACUGAAUGACUCCAUCAUUUCUGGAACACUGCCCAGGAAGUGCAAGAAGGAGCUCCUGGCAGUGAAGCUGAGGAACCGGCCAAGCAAGCAGGAACUGGAAGACCGGAACAUUUUCCCCAGGAGAACUGACGAAGAAAGACAGGAAAUCCGGCAGCAGAUCGAACUGAAACUCUCCAAACGACUGAGCCAACGACCUGCUGUGGAGGAGCUGGAGAGAAGAAAUAUCCUGAAACAAAGGAAUGAUCAGACAGAACAGGAAGAAAGAAGAGAAAUCAAACAAAGAUUAACAAGAAAGCUUAAUCAGAGACCCACUGUUGAUGAAUUAAGAGACAGGAAAAUUCUGAUACGUUUCAGUGAUUAUGUGGAAGUAGCGAAAGCGCAGGACUAUGACAGGAGGGCAGACAAACCGUGGACAAGACUGUCAGCAGCAGAUAAGGCAGCAAUUCGUAAAGAAUUAAAUGAAUACAAAAGUAAUGAAAUGGAAGUACAUGCAUCAAGCAAGCAUUUGACAAGAUUCCACAGGCCAUAGAGAUUUUCUUCUGAGAAGAAUUUGUGUUUAAUUUUUGAUACCAACACUGAACAUUCAUCAGGGAACUUUCCUGAAGUUCAGCUCAAGACUACCUGCUGUGUGAGAAGAGCAGAAUCACACACUCAGGUACAAUCCUGGCCACACUUACCUACAAGAGGAGUAACCAGAGGACACACUUACUUCUUUGAUGUCUGAGAAGUGUGAACUAUUGGCGCCAGUUAAGGCCCAAAGCAACUCUACCAGAAGAAAACUGUUGUUUGCCUUUCAACCUUGUUUUACAGUUCUGCGUGUGAUAGAGGACGGGUGAAGUGCAUGUGCAGGCUCACCACUCCCAGGCCUCUGACAUGAGGGACAUGAGAUGCGGUGUCGCAGUGUCAUUUAGUAUUUUGUUGAAAAGACAUUUUUAUUCUGAUCAUGAUUAGUUGGAAAACUCUAAGUUCAUGUUAUAUAAAAUGAUUUACUGUAUUAUACUCUUUGUUUUUUUAUAUAAUGUCUAACAAAAAUACAGCUCCAACAUUUUGAUUCCUGUUAAUUUUGUUCUUUAAUUAAAUGACUACUUAUUGCAGGAAA
This is a messenger RNA of Fukomys damarensis (Damara mole-rat), 2147 nucleotides long. RefSeq names its product phosphatase and actin regulator 3 (gene Phactr3). The coding region runs from base 21 to 1577 and encodes 518 amino acids. The record is from RefSeq and is a predicted model, not a curated record. Gene Ontology annotation, molecular function: actin binding. The transcript is spliced from 13 exons. Gene Ontology annotation, biological process: actin cytoskeleton organization. Lineage: Eukaryota; Metazoa; Chordata; Mammalia; Rodentia; Bathyergidae.